This is a messenger RNA of Trichophyton benhamiae CBS 112371, 930 nucleotides long. RefSeq lists its product as uncharacterized. Gene Ontology annotation, cellular component: Golgi apparatus; membrane. Lineage: Eukaryota; Fungi; Ascomycota; Eurotiomycetes; Onygenales; Arthrodermataceae. Gene Ontology annotation, molecular function: zinc ion transmembrane transporter activity. The coding region runs from base 1 to 930 and encodes 309 amino acids. The transcript has a single exon. Gene Ontology annotation, biological process: zinc ion transport; transmembrane transport; intracellular zinc ion homeostasis. The record is from RefSeq and is a predicted model, not a curated record.
AUGUCCCGAGAUCAGAAGGCUCGAUUUUGGUGGAGUUUGUGCCAUAUGGCAGUGGCAGGAUAUACACUAUGGAGUGCCCACGGUUCAAUGGCCAUGACUGGCCUUUCACACUUAAUGCUCUUCGACUCUCUUGGGGCAAUGCUGUGCGUUGUGGUAGAUAUCCUUGGAAAUUUUGAAGUCUGGAAAAGGUCCAGUAUUCGGCAUCCAUUUGGGCUAGAAAGGGCCGAAGUGGUUGCUGGGUUUGCUUUAUCCGUCCUUCUAUUCUUCAUGGGGGGCGAUUUGAUAUCCCAUACCGUGCAACAUGUACUUGGCGGCUCUCAUCAUGCACACCCCCAUAAUGAGCAUGAACGGGUAACUCCGGGUAGCGUUGAUAUAACUGCACUCCUUUCAAUUGCUGCAACUUUGAUUUCAGCCAUCGGGCUCAAAAAUCAUGGACGAAUUGGCAAGGCUAUGCGUGUCACCUAUAUACAAGCACUACCGUCCUUGCUCAGCAACCCUGCUCAUUUCCUUACUCUAUCGUGCUCCACUCUCCUUCUUUUACUCCCUUUGAUAUCAGUUUCCUUUUAUUCGAUGCUUGAUCCGGUUAUUUCCUUUACUCUAGCCUUUUCUAUGUGUUCCCUGGGGAUUCGUCUAGUGGUGAACCUAGGCUCUAUGCUUCUCAUGUCUUACGCAGGACCUGGCGUUUCUGCCGUCAUGAAGGACAUUGCCGCACACCCAUCAGUCACAACUGUUGAGGAGGCGCGCUUCUGGCAAGUCCACUAUGGCUUGUGUAUGGCCAAUCUCAAGCUGAGAGUGAGUGGCUCAGAGGAAGCGAUUACCCUUCUCAGGGAGCGGAUAGUCAAUAUGAUCAAGCAGCGUCUUGGAGGCGAGUAUGGCACUGGAGUGCAAAAAUGGGAGGUUUCUUUGCAAUUCAGUGUUGACUCAACAUGA